Prunus persica (peach) is the source of this 253-nucleotide messenger RNA. RefSeq lists its product as uncharacterized. NCBI's taxonomy places the organism in Eukaryota, Viridiplantae, Streptophyta, Magnoliopsida, Rosales, Rosaceae. The transcript is spliced from 3 exons. The record is from RefSeq and is a predicted model, not a curated record. Bases 1 to 183 code for a protein of 60 amino acids.
AUGGAUAUUUGCACAACAGCAUUGGAUCAAGCUAUUGGUUCUUUACGAAGAAGGUUUCAACAAUAUCAAGAGUAUGGUUGCAUCUGCGGAAAGAAGUUUUUCAAAAUUAAAAUUGUUAAAAUCAUACUUGCGAUCAACUAUGUCGCAAGAAAGAUUAAAUGGACUAGCUUUGAUUUCAAUUGAAAGUGAACUUCUUGAAAAACUUGAUUAUGAACAUUUGAUUGAUGAUUUCUCUUCUAAAAAUUCAAGAAGA